ACGAGUUGGAAAGACAUGCAUGUCUUGAUGUAGGGGCUUCCGAGACAAAUAACGAGACUCGUUCCUUUACGUUUCAUCAAGAAAGGCGAAACCAAAGACACUUUUAUUAAAUCCAAAAUGCUUUGCCAUAUAACACGUCCGGAUUCAGUGGUAAUGGAGGUGGAGGUUGAUGCAAAGGCGAAUGGAGAGGACUGUCUGAACAAGGUGUGUAGGAAACUGGGAAUCAUCGAGACAGACUACUUUGGGCUGCAGUUCAGUGGCAGUAAAGGGGAGAGCCUGUGGCUGAAUCUGAGGAACAGGAUCUCCCAGCAGAUGGACAACCUGACACCCUGUCGGCUGAGGCUGAGGGUCAAGUUCUUCGUGGAGCCACAUCUCAUCCUGCAGGAGCAGACCAGGCACCUCUUCUUCCUGCACAUUAAGCAGGAAGCCCACGGCGGAAGGCUGCAGAUGCGUCCUGAGCAGGCCGAGGAGCUGAGCGCUCUGCUAGCUCAGGCUGAGUUUGGGGACUACAACCAGAACACGGCCCAUUACUGCUACUCCCAGCUCUGCGGGAACGAGCCCAGCCAGGCCACCGUCAACAGCAUUAUCGCCAGACACAGGGCCCUGGAGGGACUGAGCACAGCCUCCACAGAGUACCAGGCCCUGCAGCUGGUCUCUUCACUGGAGCACUAUGGUGUGGAGUGGCACUGGGUCAGGGAUGGUGAGGGCCAGAAGCUGGCCAUUGGAGUGGGACCUGAGGGCAUUUCUAUCUGUAAGCAGGACUUCAGCCUAAUCAACAGGAUCACAUACCCCAUCAUCCAAAUGGCAACCCAGUCAGGAAAGAAUGUGUAUUUGACCAUCACCAAUGAAACCACUAAGGGUGUAGUCCUCCUCUUCAAGCUGAUCAGCACUAGAGCAGCUAGUGGACUCUACAGGGCAAUCACUGAGACACACGCCUUUUACAGAUGUGACACAGUGACGAACGCAGUGAUGAUGCAGUACAGCCGCGACUUCAAGGGCCACCUGGCAUCUCUCUUCCUCAACGAGAACAUCAGUCUGGGCAAGAAGUACAUUUUCGACAUCCGACGCACAUCGAAGGAGGUGUACGACUACGCCAGGCGGACCCUGUACAACGCCGGCUACGUGGACUUCCUCUCCCGAGCCGGGGAGCACAGCCCAGUCCGCUCACCGGUCAAGUCCUCUGAGGGCGGAGCCAACUGCGACAGCUGCCAGCAGAGCCAGGACCUGCAGGAGAAGCUGCAGAGCCUGAAGGAGGCGCUGUUGUGCAUGCUCUGCUGUGAGGGCCAGAUCGACUCGGCCUUCUGCCCCUGUGGUCACAUGGUGUGCUGUCAGAACUGCGCCACCCAGCUGCAGUCUUGCCCAGUGUGUCGGUGUGAGGUUGAUCACGUUCAGCAUGUCUACCUGCCCACCUGUGCUAGCCUCUUCAGCCUGGCUGUAUCUGGAGGCACCAGCCUUGCUAUUCACAGAGGGCUGGCAUCACACAACUGCCCCAGCAAAGACUACUCCACAGACGAGAAGCUCUGCCACACAUAAAGCUUGAUACCCCUUCAGGCUUUUCUAAGAUUCAGCAUUUCUUUGUUUGUCUGUCCCUUGGUUCCAAGUGUUCACAGCGCCCCCUGCCUGUUCCACAGAAAUCAAAUCUCCAAAAUGAUUGGUGGAUCUGUUCUUAAAGUGAAUAUGUGUAUAUUUUUGAAACCAAAUGUUAUCAGUUGACCUGAUCAGCAGUUUUGUUUUGAUUUAUUUUGUGUGUGUGUGUCCUUUGCAUUUUUUAAAGUUAUUUUGCCAGAGCCGUGCAUUUAAUUGCAAAAAAGGGAAUUACUUCAAUAUUUUUUUUGCUCUUUGUUUUUUGUAUUUAACUUUUGUCUAUAUACACACAUUUUUGUGAGAUUAUAUAUUGUCUAAUGUUCACAUUUGGAAUUGAAUUUUGGGUGUGAGGGUACAAACAUGGUGCAACAUUAUGCGGCUUCAACAGGGUAGGCAGACCUCAUAACGACACUGGCAUCUUUAUAUUCAUUAGUAUGCCUAAGUGAGAAGACUUAUUUUCUGUGUGUUCUGGUGGGUAUGUGAACACACUUGUAUUGGCACUGGUCUGGGACUAAACCCUAUUGGUUUUCAGGGUUUUGUUAUAACCUCACCUUCAUAACUGACAAGAUCAGCUUGGCAGCAGGCUCAAGGGAACAGUCACAGUCUGUUUUAGGGUUGGCAGUGAUUGUGUUUUAUGCUGGACAGAUUCAAUGCAAAUUCACUGGUCCUGAAAUGAUCUAAUUUGCAGUUCCCAGUACCUCAGCUGAUCCACAUACCAUAUCAUGGAUCGUGUGAGUCUGCACAGAGUGAGCACUGCAUCUGCAACAGAAUAGUGACAAACACAACCAUUAAGAAAAACCUCCAGUGUGGAUGGUGCUUUGGAAUUGAAUUCCAAGGCAUGAUGCAUUUUAAGCUUUCUUAAACUCAAGGAUGCAGUUAAUUAUUGAUCAAAGUGCAGCUCAUUUGCUUUUAAUUUUAAUGUUUUUCAUCAUGUACCUUUCUGUCCCCAGUGUUGAGUUCUUUGUGGUUAACUUGUGUGUUCUUCAUGAUUUAAAGAGUGCUAUUAGAUACACCAGUGCAAUACUACCUGCCUCUGAAGUUUUAGAGAUUCUUUUAGAAGGCCAAGCAAACAAAACACAACAUUGUCACUUUACCAAGGAAGGUUGCUAUUUGGAUUCCUAGGGCUUGCCUUAAUGUAGCAUUGGUGAAUCGUGUAAAUUUCCUUUCUUUGCACAGAAAUAUGUUAUGUUUGUUGGACUUAACUUUUAAUUGUUUUUUUUUUCUUAAGUUUUUUUACUUUGCCAUUAAGUUGCAACUGUCAAGAGUGUUAGGACUUAAUAGCAGACAAAGGUUUAUUUCUGUUCUUCUGAAGCUAAAGAUGACACUGUAAAUCUAGAACUAUUUUAUCUUUUUUAUGACUUUUUGGAAGAAAAAUAAAGUGUUUUAUAUCCUA
This is a messenger RNA of Conger conger (European conger), 2977 nucleotides long. It is a transcript of the gene mylipb, whose product is annotated as myosin regulatory light chain interacting protein b. Gene Ontology annotation, cellular component: cytoskeleton. Gene Ontology annotation, biological process: ubiquitin-dependent protein catabolic process. Lineage: Eukaryota; Metazoa; Chordata; Actinopteri; Anguilliformes; Congridae. Gene Ontology annotation, molecular function: ubiquitin-protein transferase activity. The coding region runs from base 118 to 1533 and encodes 471 amino acids. The record is from RefSeq and is a predicted model, not a curated record. The transcript is spliced from 7 exons.